AUGGGUCCUGCUGCCGCCGGCGUCCUGCAGCUUCUGCUGGUGACCGUGACGGUUCUGCCCCCCGCGGUGAGCCUCCCUUGCCCUCGUCCCUGCUCCUGCCCCCAGCCCGUGGAGCUCCACUGCACCUUCCGCUCGCUGGUCGGCGUCCCGGCGACGGUCCCCAAACACGUGACGCGCAUGAACCUGGGAUUCAACAGCAUCAGCAGGAUCACAGAAAAAUCACUGGCAGGUCUGAGAAAACUGGAGCUGCUCAUGAUUCAUGGGAACGAAAUCCAGAGUCUGCCUGCUGGUGUGUUCAAAGACCUCGCUUCACUUCAGAUGUUGAAGAUGAGCUACAACAAGCUGACGGAGGUCACCAGGGACACCUUCCACGGUCUGUGGUCUUUGACCAGGCUGCACCUCGACCACAACCGCGUGGAGUCCAUCCAUCCCGACGCCUUCCAGGGCCUCACCUCCCUGCGCCUACUGCAGCUGGAGGGCAACCGGCUGCAGCAGCUGCACCCGGCCACCUUCAGCACCUUCAGCGUGAUGGGCAGCUUCCACGUCUCCACCCUGAGACACCUCUACUUGUCCGACAACCAGCUGACGUCGCUGCGGCCCGGGCUGCUGGCCUCGGCGCCCCAGCUGGAGAACCUGUACCUGCAGGGGAACCCGUGGACCUGCGACUGCAGCAUGAAGUGGCUACACAGCUGGAACGCCACGUACCCAGGAGUGCUGAAGUGUAAAAAGGACCGUGCUCUUCCCGGUGGUCAGCUGUGUCCCGUGUGUUCAUCUCCGAAACACCUCCAGGGUGGAGAACUCCUCGCCGCGGAGGGUCUGCUGUGCAGCCGGCCCGUCGUCAGCUCAGCUCUCAGAACAAGCCCGCCUGAGGACGUGGAGAGCGAGGUCUUGACCAUCGAGGACUUCAGAGAAUCCCUUGGAAGCGUCUCUCUGGGCCUGUCGGAUGAACAUGGGAACGAGGUGGACUUGGAUUGUCGCGUCGAGGAGCCCAAAGAACUGACAAAGGCCAGCUGGGAGCAGGUGGACCAGCUUCACCUCACCGCCAACAUUUCUUUGUCCGUGGAUCUUGACUGUCCAGUGGACCGAGAGAAAUAUGAGCAGCUGUGGAGGCUGAUUGCGUACUACAGCUCUGUGCCUGCUCACUUACAAAGGGGGAUUAUUGUGAGCCAAGACCCUCAUCCCACAUACGCGUUCAGACAGGACUCUGAGAAAGACGCCCUGUACUACACGGGGGUCAAAGCAAACAUGAUGGCCCAGCCGGAGUGGCUGAUGCAGCCGUCCGUGGACCUCCAGCUGAACAGGCCUCAGUCGUCGGCAAAGAUGGUGAAACUGACCCUGAGCACAGACCUUUCAGAGAACGUCGACAUUGAAGCGAUGCGGAGACAGAGGAGGACGUGGGUCACGAUCGAGUCAAUAAACACGACUCAGAGGAUGCUGAGCGCCCUCGUGGGAAGCCCAAGUGAAAUGUACUGUAACGUGCACAGCUCAGGCCGGCCGGCGGUCCAGUGGACGCUGCCGGACGGCUCCAGGCUGGAGGCCUCCGACCGUGGCACAGACAGCAGGGUCUCUGUUCACAGCGACGGACGGCUGCUCAUUAAAGCUGUCAGCCACACCGAUGCAGGGGUUUACUACUGCGUCUCCAGGGUUCAGGGAGACUUUGCUGUCAUGCCUUUUCAUUUAACAGUGCAUGAAUCAUCCAGCCCUCCUCCAGGAGAGGACACGUCCACUGUGGAGGGGUCUGUAGGGAACCCUGUCUCCCUGCCUUGUGAGGCAUCCGGAUCCCCAGAUCCUGAAAUUCAUUGGAUUUUACCACAUAACAACAUUGUUAGUUCCCAAACAAACACCUCCCGCACUUCAGUCUACCCAAACGGCACUUUACAUAUAGCAAAGCUUCUGCCAUUGGACGGCGGUUAUUAUAAAUGCAUUGCCUUGAAUCAACACGGCGUGGAUACUCUGACCACCAGAGUGGUCGUCGUCAAGCACAAAGGGAUCCUAAGACCUUUCAGAAAAUUUCCAGCUCAGCCUCAGUCGGCCUCUGGAGUCAGUACUCAGAUUACAGUCCCGUCAGGAGACACGGAGGAGGUUUCCGGGGACGGCGAGGUGUUUCAGGAGGGGACUUCAACAAACCACGAAGAUCCCGUCAGAAGGAGGGUGUCUGGCAGUGUGGUUCCAGGCAGGAGAGGCCUCCUACCCACCAGGACUCUGCGACGGAGGCCACCGGUGCUCCAGAGACCAGCGACAACACGUGUGACAGAGAGGAAAAACCCUGUUCAGAACAGGAGGAGGAUUAACGUGUCAAAGAGUAAAAUAGACCCAGAGAAAUGGGCUGAUAUUCUGGCAAAGAUUCGAGAUAGAAACGCAGUAAUUACUGCGUCUCCAUUCCCAGAGAGGACGGCGACGGAGCCGACGACGCAGGCUUCUGAUGGCGUGACAGCGUUAGAAAAAAGAGACGAGGAUGACUUGACUACAGCACACACUCCUCCACAACAUCCACAAAUAAAAAGUAAUAAACACAGCAUCCAAAGCCAAAGCACGCAUGAGGCAUCUGAGAGGUACACCACACCGAAUCCUUCCGAGAUGACUUCCAACUUCCAGCACUACAUGCAGGCCACAACAGAAGCAGCAGACAUCACACUGAGUGCAUACAGCGAGUGGCACACAAGCCGCGAUACACACUUGGCCCAACACACAGGUUUCCUGCCACAGACCACAUCUGUUCCUUUACACACUGUCACUCUGUGGCAGGAGAUUUCAAACACUGCGAGCAGCAGGACAGUUUCGCUCCAAGAUCACAGCGUGUAUUCAGAGGAUGAUGGAGUCCAAACAGCCGACUGGUCAGACGUCAGUGAUUCAGAGCAUAAAAGUGACAAUAUGGAUAAAUCAGACGUCGCUGCUGGAGAGUCCUCUGUUCAGGGAAGUGAGAUCAUCCCUUCAGUCAACCCCAAUGAAUCGGCCACGAGUCAAAAACACAAUGGAAAACAUCUGAGUGUCACUGCGAAAUUACAGACAAACUUUGAUGAUUUGCAGUCUGAGCAAAUGGUCUCGACAGCGCCGACGACGGCGUCGUCAACACAGAGCAGAUCUGAGCAACCCAACUCCAGGAGGAGGAAUGGAGGUCGGAGGAGAGGACAGAACAGGAGGAGGCACAAGCUGAGUCGACCCGCAGCGCCAGUGACUCCCGCCGCCUCCCCGCGCUCAAAGACGGAGCCGCUGGACGUUACGACGGCGCUCCUCGGCACCGCCGUUCCAUUCACCGUCAGCCAAGUGGCGUCAUCAGGCAGACUGAGUCAUAGAGCGGGCGAGCUCUCUCGACACGACCACGAAGAAACCACCAGACCCUCCUCACAUAAAACAUCUUCUCAAACCAAGCGCAGACGUCUACCGUCGGCCAAACCGCAGAUGAAGAGCACAUCGGCAGCGCCGUCGUUUCCAAUAACGUCUGCAGGAGCCGGUCAUGGAAAGAUGAAUUCCCACACAGCGGCUCUGCCAGAGUACUCAGCCCCUCCGCCGAGUCCUCUUCCACCUGCUCAGCCCUCGGAGGCAGCACCCCUCCCCGAAGGCCCUGGACCAGAGCCACAUCCUGAGGGAACCACUGAGGGCUUCCGUGUCCAAACACAAACAGAUGGAAUGAGGAAUCAAUCAGGGAAUCCGCACACGCAGGAGAAUGAUGCAGCUUUCACCUCGCCUCCACGUCCAUUCACCUCAUCUGAAACAACAUCUGGAUACUCUUCCAGCGCAUUAAUUACAAUCCGGAGCACACUUUAUUCAACAGAUCAGGUUACCACAGAGUUACCCCGAAGUCUGUAUCAUGAGCAAAAUCAAACCACAAGCACAGAGUCUGUGGAGGAUCCGGAGAGAAUAACUCCGCCUCCUGCUGCCUCUACUCUUCUUCAUACUGUAACUCCAUCCACAGUCCCGUCACCCAUCUCCUCCACAGGUGACAGGAUCUACCCUCCAGUGCCAACUCCAGCCACGACAGUCAGCCAGAGUCAAGAGGAAGACAUGACCUCCACUAUCACCACGCCAGAGCCAGACAGAGGAACAGACUUCCAUCCUACAGCUGACCGCAGGCCUGCAGGCCAACAUUCAACAGUGAGCAGCCUGCAGGUCAGCAGCCAGACAGCGCCCCCUCCUGCUCCAGGCCCAUCCAGACCCUCCACAGAGCAACCACGAACCAGCACGGACGGAAGACCCCUGCUGCCUGGGCGAACAUCUUCAAGAGGAAAACCAACCAUAACGAAGAACAACUUCCAAACUGUGACUGUGAGAGCUGAAACAGACGCCGUGCUUCCCUGUGAGGCUGACGGCGAUCCGAUGCCCUUCCUGUCGUGGACCAAAGUCUCGACUGGGGCGAGCAUCGCCAGGAACAUGAGGGUCCAGAGGUUUGAAGUCCACCAGAACGGGACCUUAAUCAUCAGGAACACCGAGCCGUCAGACCAGAACCAGUACCUGUGCACGGUCCAGAACCAGUACGGCACAGACCGGAUGCUGGUCAGCCUCGUGGUGCUGUCUGAGCACCCGCGGGUGCUGCAGCCUCGCCACAGAGACGUCUCUGUGAACGUUGGCAGCAAAAUGGAGUUGGAGUGUAAAGUGGAAGGACAUCCCGCCCCCCGGGUCACCUGGGUGCUUCCUAACCAGGCCCACAUGCCCGCCGGCGCCUCGCAGCAGCGCAUUGCCGUGCUCGCCGACGGGACCCUCCAGAUCGGCGAGGUCAGGUACACCGACAGAGGCGUCUACAAGUGCCUGGGUAGCAACGUGGCCGGCGCCGACUCGGCGUCGGUGCGUCUUCACGUGUCGGUGCUGCCUCCCGUCAUCCGGCAGGCCCUCCACGAGAACAGCAGCCUCCCCGAGGGCAGCAGCGCCUUCUUACACUGCACCGCCUCAGGGGCGCCGCCGCCCGUCGUCCGCUGGACCGCGCCCGACGGCCUGCAGCUGGCCGCCGCCCAGUCCGCCACUGCGCGCAACAUGGCGGUCUUCCCCAACGGGACCCUGCACAUCCGAGAGCUGGGCUCAGGAAACGCCGGGCGAUACGAGUGUUGGGCCAGUAACGGGGUGGCGCACAGCAGGAGGACGGUGAACCUGAGCGUCAGGAAGACGGCGCUCUCCGCCAAGGCCAGGAUCAGCUCGUCCUCUCCUCAGAGGACCGACGUGGUCUACGGCAGCACGGUCCUGCUCCACUGUCAGGCUCAGGGAGAACCAGAGCCCCGCAUCAUCUGGAGGACUCCGUCCAAGAGGCUGGUGGACAUCCAGUACAGCGUUGACCCCAGGAUCAAAGUCUUCUCCAACGGCUCGCUAACCGUCCGCUCCGUCACCGACCAGGACAGCGGCGACUACUUGUGCGUGGCUCGCAACAAGCUGGGCGACGACUACGUCCUGCUGGAGCUCGGCGUUCUGACCAGAGCCGCCAAGAUCGAGCACAAGCAGCAGCAGCGCUCCAGCCAGGAGGUGCUGUACGGCGGAGACCUGAAGGUGGACUGCGUGGCGUCCGGACUGCCCUACCCAGAGAUCAGCUGGGCGCUGCCGGACGGCACCAUGGUCAACCCGGUCAAACAGAAGGACGGGAUCGCUGCGGGUCGCAGUCGCCGGUAUGUGGUGUUCGACAAUGGGACUCUCUACCUGAAUGACGUGGGCACGCCAGAAGAAGGAGACUACACCUGCUACGCAGAGAACCAGCUGGGAAAAGAUGAGAUGAAGAUCAGAGUCAAGGUCAAAGCCGGAGCUUCCCCGCCACAGAUCCAAGGGAAAGACCAGAAGAGCCUCAGCGUUCACUACGGGGAAACCGUGACGCUGAGGUGCGACGCCGGAGGUGAACCGCCGCCCGUCAUCACCUGGAUUUCUCCCACAAACAGAGUGAUCGCCCCGGCGCUGGACAAGUACCAGGUCCUGAACGACGGGACGCUGGUGGUUCAGAAGGUCCAGCGCUUCGACGCGGGGAACUACACCUGCCUCGCCCGGAACAAAGCGGGACACGACCACAAGGUCACGGCGCUGGAGGUGUUGGUAACUCCUCCGGUGAUCAGCGGCCUCAGAGGAGCCGCCGCCAUCAGGGUGAGCGCCGUCCAGGACCAGCCCAAGCUGCUGGACUGCGUGGCGAAGGGAACCCCUGCUCCUCGCGUCAUGUGGGUGCUUCCCGGGAACGUGAUCCUUCCUGCGCCUUACUACAGCAAGAGGAUGGCGGUUCACCUCAACGGCACCUUGGAGAUCCGAUCCGCAAAGAAGACGGACUCGGGGCAGCUGACCUGCAUCGCCCGGAACGAAGGAGGCGAGGUCAAGAUGGUGGUGGACUUGACCGUGAAGGAGGCCGUGGCGAGGCCGCAGGUCAGAGGUCCUGAGGCGGACGGCCGCUCGCUCACCGUGGGUAACGCCAUGACCCUGAACUGCUCGCUGGAGGGCACGGCGCUCUCACACGUCACCUGGAUCUUACCCAGCGGGACGCCUCUGUCCGCCGGAGCUCGGCUCUCAAAGUUCUUCCACCGGCCCGACGGCUCGCUGCUCAUCAGCAACCCCUCCAUGGCCGAGGUGGGGACGUACAAAUGCUUGGGCCGAUACGUGGGGGGACUGAUGGAGCGCACCGUCACGCUGUCCCCGGGCAGGAAGCCCGAGAUCAGCAGCAGGUACGACGCUCCGGUCAGCGUCACGAACGGAGAGAUGCUCCUGCUUCACUGUCAGACCGCCGGCGAGCCUCUCAGACUCACCUGGACUCUGCCCAGCGGGGUCGUGCUCAACAGGCCCCAGAGGGCCGGACGCUACGCCGUCCUGCCCAACGGGACCCUCGCCAUCCAGAUGGUCUCGCUGUAUGACCGCGGCCCGUACACGUGCCGCGCCACCAACGAGUACGGCAGCUCCGUGCUUCCCGUGUCCGUCGUUGUCUCGGCGUUCCCACCGCGGAUCACCAGCGGCCCUCCGUCCGUGACUUACGCCAAACGCGGAGUGGCCGUCCAGAUAAACUGCGUAGCGACGGGAAUGCCGAGAGCGGAGGUGGCGUGGGAGACGCCCGAUAAGAUGCGCCUGGCGGUCAGCGCGCAGCCGCGUCUUUUCGGGAACAAGUACCUCCAUCCGCAAGGUUCCCUCAUCAUCCAGAACCCCACGCAGAGAGACGCUGGCGUUUACCGCUGCACGGCCAAGAACGCCAUCGGAGUCGACUCCAGAUCCACCUUUCUAAAUGUCUUCUGAAAGCGUGACUGUCGAUCGCCACCCUACCGCCGCACUGUACGCCCAGGAAACUGCCGACUCGGGGGUCUGCAGCCCGUCUGCAGUGGAACCCCGUCACCCUCACGAGACAGAUGUAAAUAGAGAUUUUAUUUUAUUUCCACACCAGGACUCUUGUUUCUUGAUUCAAAAAGGGAUAAACAGGUUAAAUAGCUAAAAGGCCAAAAAUUGCUAAGUAAAAAAAAAAAAAAAAAUGCUAAUAAAAUAAUUAAAAAAUUACGAAGGGUACAUUUCUUUUCCUCUUUCCUAAACAAAAGAUCAGAAGUGUUCAAACUGCAUGUGGCUUCUCAGCCGCUCU
Messenger RNA from Salarias fasciatus (jewelled blenny), 7507 nucleotides. It is a transcript of the gene mxra5a, whose product is annotated as matrix-remodelling associated 5a. The record is from RefSeq and is a predicted model, not a curated record. Lineage: Eukaryota; Metazoa; Chordata; Actinopteri; Blenniiformes; Blenniidae. The transcript is spliced from 7 exons. Gene Ontology annotation, molecular function: protein binding. Bases 1 to 7173 code for a protein of 2390 amino acids.